CCUCGUUGUGGGCAGAGCUCUCCCGCUGCCACUGUAAGCGGCGCCGCCCGCUCGGUCGCGGUUGCUUCCCUUUGGACCCGGUCCGUCCAGCUCCUCUCGAGCAACUUUGCAGCGAGCUCUGAAGCCCAAGGGCGUCGCGGCGCCGCGUGAGGCCUACUAGCGGGCCGAAUGGCCUCCGGUGCCUGCCCUCCGAGCCCCUCUGGCCCACGGUCUCCACCGCUGCCACAACAGCCCCAGGCCCGCUCACGGCUCAAUGCCACCACCUCGGUGGAGCAGGAGAAGAGUGGGACGCCCCGAGCUCCCGGACCCCAGGUUGGACCUGGACGAGAUGUGAGAGACACGACUGCCUCGGCCAUGCCCCAGGCCUCGCAUGCCAGGAGCCAAGAAAGGGUGGAUGGAACAGGGCCUGCGAAGGGAGAUGUGGACACCCCCUUUGAAGAGGUCCUGGAGAAGGCCAAGGCCGGGGACCCCAAGGCACAGACGGAGGUGGGGAAACGCUACCUGCAGCUUGCCGGCGACGGGGAUGAAGAGGUCAACAACUGCACUGCCGUCGACUGGCUGACCCUCGCCGCCAAGCAGGGCCGGCGCGAGGCCGUCAAGCUUCUCCGCCGGUGCCUGGCGGACAGAAAAGGCAUCACCUCCGAGAACGAGCAGGAGGUGAGGCAGCUUUCCUCCGAGACCGACCUGGAGCGGGCCGUGCGCAAGGCGGCCCUCGUCAUGUACUGGAAGCUCAACCCCAAGAAGAAGAAGCAGGUGGCCGUGUCGGAGCUGCUGGAGAACGUGGGCCAGGUCAACGAGCACGACGGAGGGGUGCAGCCUGGCCCCGUCCCCAAGUCGCUGCAGAAGCAGAGGCGGGUGCUAGAGCGCUUGGUCAGCAGCGAAUCCAAGAGCUACAUAGCGCUGGACGACUUCGUGGAGAUCACUAAGAAGUACGCCAAGGGCGUCAUCCCCGCCGACCUGUUCCUGCAGGAUGACGACGAUGACGAGCUGGCAGGCAAGAGCCCCGAGGACCUGCCCCUGCGCCUGAAGGUGGUCAGGUACCCGCUGCACGUCAUCAUGGAGCUGAAAGAGUACCUGAUUGAUGUGGCGUCCCGGGCGGGCCUGCACUGGCUGUCCACCCUCGUGCCUACCCACCACAUCAACGCCCUGGUCUUCUUCUUCAUCGUCAGCAACCUCACCAUCGACUUCUUCGCCUUCUUCGUGCCCCUGGUCGUCUUCUACCUGUCCUUCAUCUCCAUGGUCAUCUGCACUCUCAAGGUUUUCCAGGACAGCAAGGCCUGGGAGAGCUUCCGUGCCCUCACCAGCCUGCUCCUGCGAUUCGAGCCCAACCUGGACGUGGAGCAGGCCGAGGGGAACUUCGGCUGGAACCACCUGGAGCCCUACGUCCACUUCCUGCUGUCUGUCUUCUUCGUCAUCUUCUCCUUCCCCAUCGCCAGCAAGGACUGCAUCCCCUGCUCGGAGCUGGCCGUCGUGUCCGUCUUCUUCACGGUCACUAGCUACAUGAGCCUGAGCACCUCGGCCGAGCCGUACACCAGGAGGGCCCUGGUGACCGAGGUGGCGGCCGGCCUGCUCUCCCUUCUGCCCACCGUGCCCGUCGACUGGCGCUACCUGAAGCUCCUGGGCCAGACCUUCUUCACGGUGCCCAUCGGCCACUUCGUCGUCCUGAACGUCAGCAUCCCCUGCCUGCUCUAUGUGUACCUGCUGUACCUCUUCUUCCGCAUGGCCCAGCUGAGAAACUUCAAGGGCGCCUACUGCUACCUGGUCCCCUACCUGGUCUGCUUCAUGUGGUGCGAGCUCUCCGUGGUCAUCCUGCUUGAGUCCACCGGCCUGGGGCUGGUGCGUGCGUCCAUCGGCUACUUCCUCUUCCUCUUCGCUCUCCCCAUCCUGGUGGCCGGCCUGGCGCUGAUGGCUGCGGUGCGGUUGGCCCACUGGUUCUUGUCCCUGGAGCUCACCAAGGUUGUGGUCACCAUGGUGGUCUGCAGCAUCCCCCUGCUGGUCCGUUGGUGGACCAGGGCCAACUUCUCCGUGGUGGAGAUGGUCAAGUCCCUGACACGGAGCUCCAUCGUCAAGCUGAUCCUGGUGUGGCUCACGGCCAUCGUGCUCUUCUGCUGGUUCUACGUGUACCGCUCGGAGGGCAUGAAGGUCUACAACUCCACGCUGACCUGGCAGCAGUACGGCUUCCUGUGCGGGCCGAGGGCCUGGAAGGAGACCAACAUGGCCCGCACCCAGAUCCUCUGCAGCCACCUGGAGGGCCACAGGGUCACGUGGACCGGCCGCUUCAAGUAUGUCCGCGUGACGGAGAUCGACAACAGCGCCGAGUCGGCCAUCAACAUGCUGCCGCUCUUCAUCGGCGACUGGGUGCGCUGCCUCUACGGUGAGGCCUACCCGUCCUGCAGCUCGGGCAACGUCUCCACGGCCGAGGAGGAGCUCUGCCGCCUCAAGCUCCUGGCCAAGCACCCCUGCCACAUCAAGAAGUUCGACCGGCACAAGUUCGAGAUCACCGUGGGCAUGCCCUACAGUGGCGCCAACGGCACCCGCGGCCCAGAGGAGGAUGACAUCACCAAGGACAUCGUGCUGCGGGCCAGCAGCGAGUUCAAGGACGUGCUGCUCCACCUGCGCCAGGGCAGCGUCAUCGAGUUCAGCACCGUCCUCGAGGGCCGCCUGGGCAGCAAGUGGCCCGUCUUCGAGCUCAAGGCCAUCAGCUGCCUCAACUGCAUGGCGCAGCUGUCACCAGCCAGGUGGCAGGUGAAGGUCGAGCGGGACUGGCGCAGCACUGUGCACGGCGCUGUGAAGUUCGCCUUCAACUUCUUCUUCUUCCCCUUCCUGUCGGUGGCCUGAGGAUGCGUCCUGUUGCAGGAGUGUCGGUGCAUGUGGCUGCCAGGACCUCCCCCCACGGCCUCCCGGCUGAACAGCGCAACACUAACCACUGUGCACGUGCGCGCGCGCGCGCGCACGCAUGUGUGUGUGUGUGUGUGUGUGUGUGUGUGUGUGUGUGUGUGUGUCCGCACGCAUGCGCAAAUGCAGGGCUUUGGAGACCAUUUGUCACGUGUAGUCUGCUCAUACCUCUGUGAACGGGCUGACUCCUUUAGCUCUGUCCACUUUGACUGCCCAGUGUGGUUGGAAAUGGCAUGCACAGCCUCGACCCGCAGUCCCGACCUCUCCGUGCGCAGCUGGUGUGCCAGGCUAGACCAGGAUUCCUGUGCCCGAAAAACACUUUACAGACGCUGCCCUCCCUCCCCUACCACCUCCACGCACGCCCCGGCCCCUCAUUUACUUCUGUUUGGGUUUGUUAUUUAAAGAACCAAUAGUGCUGCUCUGUAAACUCAACGAUAGCUUUUCUUAUUUAUUUGGUCACUGCUAAGCCUUGACAGCUGUUUGCAGAUCCUGGGGGCCUGCAGAGCCGCUCUGUCAUAUGACCAAGGCCCUGCCUGAUUCUGAGAUCGGAGGCCGCACGGGCAGAAGCCCCGAGCUCUGCAUCCUGCAGCCUGCCCGCCUCGCAGCUCUCCUGUCUGGUGGGUAAUGGGUGAGUUUGCGAGGGUCUCGCCUGAAUCCACCGGGACUAGGAAAUAGAAGGAACCCAGGGUGUCCCCUCCCGGUGCUCAGAAACGCUAGACCAUGUUCAGAACCAGAAAGCAGAAAGUCAGGGUCCUAAAGCAGCCGAAAUAAAAACCUUUGAUGAAA
Messenger RNA from Orcinus orca (killer whale), 3681 nucleotides. RefSeq names its product wolframin ER transmembrane glycoprotein (gene WFS1). The transcript is spliced from 8 exons. Gene Ontology annotation, cellular component: endoplasmic reticulum membrane; endoplasmic reticulum. Gene Ontology annotation, molecular function: protein binding. The record is from RefSeq and is a predicted model, not a curated record. Lineage: Eukaryota; Metazoa; Chordata; Mammalia; Artiodactyla; Delphinidae. Gene Ontology annotation, biological process: calcium ion homeostasis; endoplasmic reticulum unfolded protein response. Bases 169 to 2838 code for a protein of 889 amino acids.